CAGAUUAGAGUUUAAUCCGAGGAGGAGGAUACGCUGUCAAGACGCUGUCUGCAUCUUGAGAGGACCCGCGCUGUUUGUGCAUACCAAAUACUCGCGAUUCAACGUGCUGCCGCGGUCAUAUUUUAAGACAAUACCCGACCCGCACUUAGAAGAUGAAACGCCAGUGUUCCGCUGCUGUCUUUGCCUGUCCGCCGACUUGCCAAUACGUUAAGAUGUUAGCUGGCUAACUAGCUGAAAAAGAGUAACUAAAUCGGAUUAGCUGCUAACGGCAGCCUCGCUCUGGGUGACGUCCAGGUAUUAUUUGCCGUACUAUUGCACAGCAAGCCGUUGCCUGUUUUUUAAAAUUUAUUUUAACCACAUUUCUACAGUUGUGUCAAAAAUUACUACUUUGUGCUUUAAUUAUUUGCCAGCGUUAAUGUUGCUGCAAGCUAGCUACGUUAUUAGCUAGUCAAACCACAACAAGGGCUGGACCUCCUCCGCUCGCUAAUCUUCACUGUUUGUUAGAAAGAGCAAACGUAAAAGUAGUGCCUCUGACCCCGACCGAAAGUCAAGACGGAGGUGACGGCCACACGUAUGUGUUAGCUUGUCUUCAGGCGAGCUGGACUGAGAGCUGUGCAAGAUUUGAACCCCGAAAUUAGCCGCCAGUCAAAGCGAAGAUGUCAGGAAAGGAUAAAGACAAGCAGGAGAAACAGUCCACAACGGAACGGCUGAUUAAAGCUGUGCCAUACCCUCCACAACAUAAGCUCACUAUAAAGGAGCUAUUUGAAGAUGGCAAGCCCAAUGCUGAGUUGCUUCGCAACCAUCUUGUCAAGGAGGGCAGGGUGGAGGAGGACGUGGCUCUCAGGAUCAUCAAUGACGGAGCCAACAUUCUCCGUCAAGAGAAGUGCAUGCUGGAAGUGGAGGCACCUAUAACAGUAUGCGGUGAUGUCCAUGGACAGUUUUUUGACCUUAUGAAGUUGUUUGAAGUGGGAGGAUCACCCAGUAACACACGAUAUCUCUUCCUUGGUGACUACGUAGAUCGAGGAUACUUCAGUAUUGAGUGUGUUCUCUACCUCUGGUCGCUCAAGAUCAACCACCCCACCACACUCUUCCUCCUGCGUGGGAACCAUGAGUGCCGGCACCUCACAGAGUACUUCACCUUCAAACAGGAAUGUAAAAUUAAAUACUCUGAACGGGUGUAUGACGCCUGUAUGGAGGCCUUUGACUGCCUGCCCCUUGCUGCCCUACUCAACCAACAGUUCCUGUGUGUACAUGGCGGACUCUCACCAGAAAUUAACUGCCUAGAUGACAUACGGAAAUUAGACAGGUUUAAAGAGCCUCCAGCAUUUGGGCCAAUGUGCGACCUGAUCUGGGCUGACCCUGGUGAGGACUACGGCAGUGAAAAGACUUCUGAACACUUCAAUCAUAACUCCGUCAGAGGCUGCUCCUACUUUUUCAGUUACUCGGCAGUCUGUGACUUUUUGGUAAAUAAUAACUUGCUGUCCGUAAUAAGAGCCCAUGAAGCACAAGAUGCAGGGUAUCGGAUGUACAGAAAAAGCCAGACCACAGGCUUCCCUUCAUUAAUCACAAUCUUUUCAGCUCCAAAUUACCUAGACGUCUACAACAACAAAGCUGCUGUAUUAAAAUAUGAAAAUAACGUGAUGAACAUUCGGCAGUUCAACUGCUCCCCCCACCCUUACUGGUUGCCCAACUUUAUGGAUGUCUUCACAUGGUCUUUGCCUUUUGUUGGAGAAAAAGUGACGGAGAUGCUGGUGAAUGUACUGAACAUCUGCUCUGACGACGAGCUCAUGUCAGAGGGAGACGACCUAUAUGAAGGUGGCACCUCAGCGAUGCGUAAGGAGGUGAUCCGGAACAAGAUUCGUGCUGUGGGGAAAAUGGCCCGAGUCUUCUCAGUUCUCAGGGAGGAAAGUGAGAGUGUGUUAACACUCAAAGGCCUGACCCCAACUGGAACUCUUCCAAUGGGAGUGUUGUCAGGGGGGAAGCAGACCUUACAAAGCGCCAUUCAAGGCUUCUCUCCUACGAGGAAGAUUCGCAACUUUGAGGAGGCACGAGGCCUGGACAGGAUAAACGAGAGGAUGCCACCACGCAAAGAUGGCCAGCAGCCAGACGGAACCACAAUUAACACCAACACCCCCAACAAGAAUGGCACUGAUGGAUAGGCACAGAAACACCAUCCUCCCGUCUUCACACAACCCACAACACCUGACUCAUAAUCCCCAACUGCUCUCUUUCACUCAGUAUCUUUCUGUCUUUGUUUCUCUGUCUGCCUCCUCUGUUGAAACUGCCUGUCCAUCUUCUGCUCGCCUACAGCGCGGCAGAGAGCGGAAGCAGACGCAUCAGUGGAUGAAAACAAAAGGAGGCCAUAGUGCUGGGAAAACACUUCCCAGCUGCUAAAAAAAAAAAGGACAAACAUACGAUGUGACUAUCUGGGGAAAACAAUCUAAUCUUAUUUAUUAAAGAUGAAAUAUAUUAGUUAUAUUGUGACAUAGCAACAAAUCAUUGAUUGAAGACAUUUUCCAGUUAAAUGUAUACUGUACACUGAACCUAUACAUGUCAAAAUUAUAAAGAGAAUUUUAUAAAUUUGAGUUGAUACAGAUAGAGAGAUGUUAUCCAAGAGUUUUAGUCACUUUAAGUUUGUUUGGUUUUUUUAAAAAAAAAUUGUUCUCCAUGUGUUUGAUAAGGGAAAAGAACAAAUACUGUAGCCUCAACAUCUGGAUCAAGGUUCCCGUCGAGACAUUUUACGCACUUGAGGUUCACAUACAGUGCAGUAUAUUCUUACAUGUACGUCAGUUGAAAGGUUGAUAAUGAGGGAAUUAAAAUUACAAAAUACCAUUUUAUACUUGAAGCAGAAAUUUUAAGAAGACUUUCACUGAUUGGCUGCAACAGUAAAACCCAUAACCGAUGAAGUGAAUCACACUGAUCGUCUUGUUGACAAAGACUGGGGGUACAUCAGGCAGCAAGAGAAACAGUUGAUGUUUUGGAAGCAGCAAAAGCAGCGGAUGGAAACGGCCUGGUUUGACGAAUAACGGUUUUUAUAUCUGGAGAAGCAGCAGGAUGCACUAUGGGAAGAAAACAAACCAGUGGAGGCAGUGUGAUAUUUGGACUAUGUUCUGCUGGUAAAACUUGGUUCUUGGCACUCGUGUUGAUGUUACUUUGACACCUACCUAGACAUUGUUGAAUACCCCCUUUCAUGGUAGCAGUUUUCCCUGAGGACUACUUUAAGCAGGACAACACAUCCUGCAACACUGCAGACAUUAUUCAGGAAUAGUUUCCGUAGCAGAACAAUGGGUUUGAAGUGUUGGCUUAGCCUCCCAAUUCCCCAAAUCUCAAUCUGAUCCAGCAUCUUUUGGAUGUGUUGGAUCACCCCACCCGUCAGCGUCUUGGGGCCUGAUACCUCAGGACACCUUCAGGGCUCUGUGAAGUCCAGGCCUCGAUGGGUCAGAGCUGUUGUGGUGGUGCAAGAGAGAGCUACACAACAUGAGGCAGGUGGUUUUAAUGUUGUGGCUGAUUGGUGUAUAGUCCUAUUUUAUUUCAAAUGAAUCCCCAAAUAUGCGGAAUAGAUAUUUCAGUAUUUUGUGCACUUCCACAGAAACCUUUCCUGUUUUAGUAUAUUUUGAAUGACACGGUUGAAGGAAAGGAUUAAUGCUUUGUUUGCAGUGAUGGUUGGUGUUGCUGGCUGUCCUGUGCUGGUUUUGAUUUGUGUUCACUUGAUGGCAGCUCGGAUGUUCUCGCUCCUCUACACCACAAAAAAAAGAAGAAAAAGGGAUUGUAGACACAUACAGUACGUCUUAUUCCAUCACUACCACCAGGCCCAUAGAUACUCCCACAUCAGAAACACUUGUUCUGAAGGACUGGUUAAAACAGCGUCCGUAGGGUUGAACACUGCACAAAAAGAGAACCCAACUGACUCCAAAUGGACAGCUGUUCUCUUCAGUUAUCAGAUAAAAGAGGACACAUUUGCAGAUUUUUUUUUUUCCCCACCGAGCAGUAUAUCUGCUGCCAUACUGUCCUCAAACAGACUGAUCAUUAUUACGUAGAACAUUUCAGUGUAUUUAACAGGAUUUUGGCCGUUUGAUUUGAUGUUUGAUUGUGAAACACUUAAAAAAAAAAAAGAAAGGAAAAAAGACAUGGUGUACUUUGGGGGCUUUCCUUUGUUUCUGAAACUGUAUUGGUGUCUCCAUCUACUGUUGAUUAUACAGUAUACAAGUCUGUUGAAUUCUCAUAACCACGCAUAUCUAAUAAGGGAAACAUUUGAUUACUGACAGCACUUUGAUGAUGCUGCACCCGGACACAAUGGACUGAGUCAUCCCCCUCAGCAGGGAUGAUGCUAUAAGAGGUACCAGCACCAUCCUCACAGCUGUCUUUUAGCACUCCUGACAGAACUCUAAUCAUCUCAAGCAUGGCUGAUUCACAUAUACAGUGUAUUAUUUUUACAACUCGUGGUCACACCAGCAUGGGGGACCAUUGACACCUGCUGGUGUGUUUCUGCUGUUCUCUCUCUGAAACGUUCAGCGGUCGAGCUCUCUUCUGGUCCGAACACCUCUGCACAGCCACUCCCAACCCUUUAAGACCUGUUUUUUUGUAGGACAUACUCCUAAAAACUGACUUUACUGGUGCUUCGACACACCUGACUGUAUUCUGUUGUCUUGUUGUCACUCAAGAAAGGAAGGGAAAUAAGCUUUAAGAUUUGCUAUUCUCUUGUAAAUGUACCCCCCUUUUUUUUUACGAGAAAAAAAAAAGAAUUUUGAGGCAUUUGGCCUCAUGUGCCAUGCCACCUUGGCCACAUAUGUCAAGACCCGUGUGUGUGUGUGUGUGUGUGUGUGUGUGUGUGUGUGUGUGGAUGGUGAACAGAGUCAAACCAGGAGACUUCACGUGAUUAAAGGUUAAACUGCAGCAAUCUUGAUAUCCUUAAAAAUUCCAAAAUAUUGUUGUUUGCCGUUAUGUUCAGUAGACUUCUGGGAAAGCUUCCUAAAGAUUAAGUAUUUCGGUUUACAUUCAUUACUGUGGUGUUGAAAUUUGUUUUAAAGGUAAGACUUCAUUGGUUGAGCCAUGAAGUAUACUGACCUGUCAGGUCCUAUACAUAUCUCGCAGAAUGUCAAAAAAAAACAAAACAAUGUUGUUCAUCAAAAAUCUUAUAAUAGCCGUAAAAAGGGGUGGAAUAAGCUGUACCGUAUUUGUCAUGCGAGGCCAUGAAAUCUUUUACGUAGAUGUAUCACUUGGGGAAAAAAAUAAAAUUCAAAUGCAGUGUUGUA
This is a messenger RNA of Stegastes partitus (bicolor damselfish), 5252 nucleotides long. It is a transcript of the gene ppp3cca, whose product is annotated as protein phosphatase 3, catalytic subunit, gamma isozyme, a. Gene Ontology annotation, molecular function: calmodulin-dependent protein phosphatase activity. The transcript has 13 exons. Gene Ontology annotation, biological process: calcineurin-mediated signaling. NCBI's taxonomy places the organism in Eukaryota, Metazoa, Chordata, Actinopteri, Pomacentridae. The record is from RefSeq and is a predicted model, not a curated record. The coding region runs from base 657 to 2159 and encodes 500 amino acids.